Trypanosoma grayi is the source of this 1116-nucleotide messenger RNA. RefSeq names its product parafibromin. Gene Ontology annotation, molecular function: RNA polymerase II complex binding. Bases 1 to 1116 code for a protein of 371 amino acids. Gene Ontology annotation, cellular component: Cdc73/Paf1 complex. The transcript has a single exon. Gene Ontology annotation, biological process: transcription elongation by RNA polymerase II; positive regulation of transcription elongation by RNA polymerase II. Lineage: Eukaryota; Euglenozoa; Kinetoplastea; Trypanosomatida; Trypanosomatidae. The record is from RefSeq and is a predicted model, not a curated record.
AUGUCUCUGCUGGACGAGUGGCACCGCCUCGUGGAGGAGGUUGCGAGCAUCAGCAGCACCGAGCCGCUACCGAAGGACUACAUACCCACCGACUUCCUGCCAGGCGGCCGCGAAGUGCCGGAGGCGUUGCUGCAACUCGUCCGCGCAGGUGCCGCCGCCUUCGACGCGGAGUCGCGCACGCUGUUCCGUCCACAAAUGACUCCGGAGGAGGGCUGCCACGCAGCGCCGGUCGUCACACGGCACGGUGCCGCUUCGCCGUCCUCCUUCGCCGCGCCGCAGGCUGGGAAGGAGGGGGUGGAGGACACUAACAACACCAACGGCGAUGCCAACGGCGAUAAACCGCAAACGUCGAUGCACGAGGGGCCCAACUUCUUCGAGGCAUACAACGCCCACGCGACGGCGACGAAGCGAAAUGGUGAUAAAGUUUCGCUAGCGGGCAUCAACCUCGCCACCGCUGCUGCUAGCAGUGUGCCACGCUCUCUCGGCACAGCCUCCCGUCUCGCAUCGGGUUUCCUGCUGCCCGAGUACUACGCCCAGAAGCACCGCCAGCCCGACUUCAUCCCCAUUAUCCUCGUUCCUGCCUCCGUCUCAUCGCUGUUGCAGCUCUUCAACAUACGCGAGUUCCUCGAGAGGGGCGUCUACGUUGACCCACCGUCGCUUUUCGUGGAUGCUAAAACAGGGGCGGUGAAUGUGCAGGAGAGCAAGCCCGACGCCGUGAUCGUCACCCCAGGCAGCUUCCUCGAUGCGGAGAAGUACACCGUAGCAUACAAAGUCUUCCGUGUCGUGGAUGAUCCGAAGCAGGUGAAGAACUGGCAGCACGUGUGUGCGUGCAUUGUGGAUGGUAACGAGUGGCAAUUCCGCGGCUGGUACCCCAAUGAGGCGACACCGGUGCCAGUGAGCGAGCUGUUCCAGCGUGUGUGCGGCUUCCUGCCGUACCUUGAGGAGGACAAGCUGCCCAGCGCGCUGCAGCAGUGGCACGUGAAGCCGCUACCGCUCACGCGCCGCGUUGUGAAGGCCCACGCGCACAUUCUGCAGGCGUCCGUCUUCUGGGAGCAUCUGUACACGUUCCUGGAGACACACCCAUUUUUCAAGUUGUACACGGUCCCGCUCGAUUAA